This is a messenger RNA of Capra hircus (goat), 1325 nucleotides long. RefSeq names its product ubiquitin carboxyl-terminal hydrolase 17-like protein 6. The annotation marks the transcript as partial. The record is from RefSeq and is a predicted model, not a curated record. Gene Ontology annotation, biological process: protein deubiquitination; regulation of apoptotic process. NCBI's taxonomy places the organism in Eukaryota, Metazoa, Chordata, Mammalia, Artiodactyla, Bovidae. Gene Ontology annotation, molecular function: cysteine-type deubiquitinase activity; cysteine-type endopeptidase activity. The transcript is spliced from 2 exons. Gene Ontology annotation, cellular component: nucleus; cytosol.
CCCGCAUUUGUGUGCUGAACUUGAAGGCCCGCAGUGACUCUCUAGCGGGCAAAGGCUGGAAGGCCCAAUGGCCCCGAAUCAUUGCAUCGGAGCCCUUUGGUCCAGGGGCCAGGUCGGAACCGGAGGGCGGUUGUCGGGCCAGCGCCGCUGGUGCGGAUGCCCUUCGGGGACCCUCUGUCCCUGAGGGCCGUCGCCGGCAGUCGGGCGCCCAGCGGGGUGACUUGGCUCCUGGGUCAGCGGGGCUGGCGCCUGGCCAGAAAGUCGCCCUGAGUUGGAGGGGGCCGUGGGGGGUGGGCGCUGGGCUUCAGAAUCUGGGGAACACCUGCUACGUGAACGCGGCGCUGCAGUGUCUGAGCCACACGCCGCCCCUGGCCAGCUGGCUGGUGUCCCGGCAGCACGCCACCCUCUGUCCGGCCGGCAGCUCCUGCACGCUCUGUGCCAUGCGAGCUCACGUGACCCGAGCCCUCCUUCACGCGGGAGAGGUGAUCCGGCCCCGCAAGGACCUGCUGGCGGGCUUCCACAGACACCAGCAGGAAGAUGCCCACGAGUUUCUGAUGUUCACUCUGAAUGGCAUGCAGCAAGGGUGCCUGAGUGCAUCCCAGCCGUCGGGCCACGCCUCCGAGGACACCAGCGUCGUCCGUCAGAUCUUCGGCGGGACGUGGAGGUCUCGGAUCCAGUGUCUCCACUGCCUCGGUGUCUCGGACACGUUCGACCCUCAUCUGGACGUCAGCCUGGAUAUCACGGCGGCUCAGAGUGUGGAGCAAGCUCUGAGAGAGCUGGUCAAGCCCGAGAAGCUGGAGGCGGAAAAUGCCUAUGACUGUGGCGUUUGUCUCCGGAAGGUGCCUGCCACCAAGAGGUUGACUUUGCACAGCACGUCCCAGGUCCUGGUGCUGGUGCUGAAGCGGUUCACACAGCUGAGCGGGGCCAAAAGGGCUCAGGAGGUGCGCUAUCCCCAGCGCCUGGACGUGCAGCCCUACACGUCUGAGGGGAAGGCAGGGCCACUGGGCUACGUGCUCUAUGCCGUGCUGGUGCACUCCGGGUGGAGCUGUGAGCGAGGACACUACUUUUGUUACGUCCGAGCCGGCAACGGCCAAUGGUAUAAGAUGGACGAUGCCAAGGUGACCGCCUGUGACGAGACUGCUGCCCUGAGCCAGAGCGCCUACGUCCUGUUCUACGCCCGGGAGGUGCGUGGGAAGGGGGCGCUGGGGAGGGGCAGCGGCCCCCUCGGGGCUGACCCCGCAGACCCGGGCAGCCUGCAGGAGACGCCAGCGGCAGAGCUCCUGGGUCGCAGGAGUCCCCGGGGGACACAGAGGCCGAAGGGAUGA